Messenger RNA from Hibiscus syriacus, 735 nucleotides. RefSeq names its product zinc finger protein 1-like. Gene Ontology annotation, biological process: negative regulation of abscisic acid-activated signaling pathway. The record is from RefSeq and is a predicted model, not a curated record. The transcript has a single exon. Lineage: Eukaryota; Viridiplantae; Streptophyta; Magnoliopsida; Malvales; Malvaceae. The coding region runs from base 1 to 735 and encodes 244 amino acids.
AUGGUUACAAUAGUUGAAGAUCUUGCAGAACAUUCAAGCAUAUCAGCAGACAUGGAAGGAUCGGUUUCACAGUCGAAAACGAGUACCGAAAUUGAAUCGAAUCACGACGGUUUGCUUGAUCUGAAGCUCUCGAGUCAUGAUGGCGGCAACGGAAGUGAUUGCACCAUGGAACGACGCGAAUCAAAGAUCGAACUCGAUAUUUUCGCCCAGAGGAACCCUCAGGGUGAUGAUCAGAAAAACAAGGGCUUCUCAUGCAACUUUUGCAAGCGAGUUUUCUCGACAUCUCAGGCAUUAGGGGGACACCAAAACGCUCACAAGCAAGAACGUGCCUUGGCCAAGAGGCGUCGGCAAGGGCUGAUCGAAGUGAACACAUCUGGCACUUUCAGUCCCCCAAACUUUGCCUAUCAUUCAUUUUCGUCCUAUUCUUCCAACCCUUUUCACGGAUCUUUCGACAGAUCAGCCCUCGGGGUUCAAUUCAACUCCAUGAUUCGUAAACCUUCGCACCCGUGGCCGACGUCGUUAUCUCGACCGUAUCAUCUUCCCUAUGGUUUAUCGUCUCGGAAACCCCUAAUGAGCUUUUUACAGCCAAGUUUAAGCUUUAACAACGGUGAACUUGGAAUCUCAGGACCUUCAACCAGUGCAGUAAACAGGGCUGCUGCAAGUGCAAGUACUACUGUGAGAACUGAUAAUCAAUACAAGGAUGGUUCAGAAAUUGAUUUAUCCCUGAAGCUUUAA